AUGAACCUGUCAAACUGUGAUCUUAUGAGAGAUAUCGCCCAAUUCCCUCCAUUAUCUCUUCUUUUACUAUCCUUUUUAAUUAUCUCAAUUAUACUACUUCCAUUGAUGGGAUGGCUAAUUAUGCGCAUCGCCAAAAAUCCGUUGUACCACUUGAACACUCGAAUUUUGUUAAUUAUACAUUGUGGAGGCAUUUUUGUGCACUGUUUGGAUCGGUUGUUCCUUCACUCCUCGGAUCUUUAUAACUGGCAUGUUGCUAUGUAUAAAACAUCAUCUUGUGAUAUUAUUUCAACUAGUGAGAGAUGUUUUGGUCUCCGUCUAUUCCUAAACAUUGGAAUGUUUGUUGCAAUUUACACAAUGCCCACACUGGUAGUUGAAAGGUGUAUAGCGACAAGCCGAGUAGCUACGUAUCAGACAAAUCGAACAGCAUGGACAUGGUUGUUAAUGCUACAGACAUGUUUAGCCACCUGGUUCCUCGGACUCAUUUAUUCGCAAACCACAUUUGGAGGCACAACAGUUUAUUGCAUUGCCGCAAGGGAAGCGGUACCAUUCAACAUGCUCUUGGCGUUCUCCAUGUCAAUUAUCGUGCAAACAGUUUCAUAUUCUGGAUUCCGCUAUUUGAAACUAAAAUUCCAUCUUCAAAACCGUGGCUCCGCUCUCACCAAACGAUACCAAGUGGAAGAGUCGCUUCGUUCAUUGGAAACGAUUUCCCUUCCAAUCCACAUGAUGUACAUUUUCGAAGUGUUUCAUAGUCUUUCCUCAUUCUUAUUUCUCAACUUUAAUGCACUUAUGACAAGGCCCUGGUAUUAUUUUUGGAUGGAGUUGUCUGCAUGUCUUCCGGAGUAUGCUUUGGCAUUUUUCAUUGCAUUCGUUCUGCAGGAAAAGAAGUUGCAGAGGAAGGGAAGGAAUUCGCUGCGGAAGGAAAUGGAAGUGAAUCCGGACAACUACUUCGAUCAGUACAAAAAGGUUUGGACAAGUGGACAAUCUUAA
Caenorhabditis briggsae is the source of this 987-nucleotide messenger RNA. RefSeq names its product Protein CBR-SRAB-24 (gene Cbr-srab-24). NCBI's taxonomy places the organism in Eukaryota, Metazoa, Nematoda, Chromadorea, Rhabditida, Rhabditidae. The record is from RefSeq and is a predicted model, not a curated record. The transcript has 7 exons. Bases 1 to 987 code for a protein of 328 amino acids.